GAAAGAGGUAUGUUUUGGCCUAUUUAUCACUCCAUGUAAUAAACACAUUUACUGCUCAAGAUUUGUCUAUAAAUACAGGAUCUAUCCCACCAACAUUUAUCAUCCUAAAACAAAAACACAACUAUUUCGCAACUCGAAGAAAAAUGAGUUCCAAACUGAUUGUUCUUCUCGGCCUUUUAGCUCUUCUAGUUUCUUCAGAAGUAGCUUCAGCCAGCAGAGGACUCGCUGAGAAAACUAAUGCCGUCGAUCCAUCUGAGAAAACCAACGGAGAUGUUGCCAAAGACCAAUAUGGAUAUGGAGGUUAUCCCGGCGGAGGUUAUCCCGGCGGAGGUUAUCCCCGCGGCGGAUAUCCCGGCGGAGGUUAUCCCGGCGGAGGUUAUCCCCGCGGCGGAUAUCCCGGCGGAGGUUAUCCCGGCGGAGGUUAUCCCGGCGGCGGAUAUCCCGGCGGAGGUUAUCCCGGCGGCGGAAAUGGUGGAGGAAUUCCGCGCGGAUACGGAUCAGGUUCUCUCCCCAAGGCGAUACCCAGUUACGGAUCAGGUUCUCUCCCCCAGCCGGGCCCCGGACAUGGAGGUGGCGGCGGAAAUUGAGGUUUUCCCGGCGGUUGCUAUAUAUAAUUAAGCCUAAGAUGUAAUGAAUAAAAUGCAUGCUUGGACGUGCAUACAUGCUCGUGGUGUGCCGGUUUUACUUGUUAUAUAUAUUAUGAUAUUAUGAUGAUGUAACCGUCUGAUUUAUGUAAUUUUUGCUUACGCUAAUACACCAACUUUUAAGUA
Molecule: messenger RNA, 770 nt
Organism: Salvia miltiorrhiza (redroot sage)
Lineage: Eukaryota; Viridiplantae; Streptophyta; Magnoliopsida; Lamiales; Lamiaceae
Exons: 2
Coding region: 238-618 (126 amino acids)
Source: RefSeq, a predicted model, not a curated record